CUCACUGCAGUCACUCUUCGCUGACCAGAAAGCACCACUGGGGUGCUUGGGGGGAAAAAAAAUCUCUCAGAGUGGUAUUGACUUGGUAUGCUUGUGAACUGGGGAAACUUCUUGAGUUUGUUUGUUUUUUAAUCAUCUUUGAUUAUUUCUCCUUUUUUAGUAAGAUAGGAAAAAAAUAUAGAAAAAGAAUCAUGUCAGAGCACAGCAGGAAUUCAGAUCAAGAAGAACUCUUUGAUGACGAGAUUGAUGAAGAUAAAAUCUUGGCCAACUUGUCACCCGAAGAGCUGGAAGAACUGCAUUCGGAAAUGGAAGUCAUGGCUCCUGACCCCAGGCUUCCCGUGGGAAUGAUUCAAAAAGAUCAAACCGACAAACCACCCACAGGAAACUUCGACCAUAAAUCUCUUGUUGAUUAUAUGUAUUGGCAAAAGGCAUCCAGACGCAUGCUGGAAGAUGAACGUGUUCCUGUCACCUUUGUGCCAUCUGAGGAAAACACUCAAGAGCAGAAUGAAGAAAUAGACAAAGGCAAUAAAAAGGUGUCCCAGUAUUUAAAAGAAAAGCUCAAUAAUGAAAUUACUGCAAAUAAAAGAGAAUCAAAGAGCAGCAGCAAUGUCCAAGAAACAGAUAAUGAGGAUAAUAAUGAAGAUGAAGAAGACGAAGAUGAUGAAGACGAGGAAGAUGAAGAUGAUGAAGAUGAAGAAGAUGAAGAUGAUGGAGAAGAUGGAGAAGAUGAGAGUGAAGGGAGUGAUGAAAAAACAAAAAGAGAAGAGAAAGGCAAAGUAAAGGAGCAAGCCAGAAAUGGUGAGAACAACUGUCCUCAGGUAACUAGUAAAGCAUUUGAAGAACAGAAAGACAGACCAGAGGCCCAAGAAAAAAGUGAGAAAAAAAUAUCAAAAUUAGAUCCUAAGAAGUUAGCUCUAGAUACCAGUUUUUUGAAAGUGAGUGCAAGACCUUCAGGAAACCAAACAGACCUGGAUGGGGGCUUGAGGCGAGUUAGACAAAAUGAUCCUGAUAUGAAGGAACUCAACCUGAACAACAUUGAAAACAUCCCCAAAGAAAUGUUACUGGAUUUUGUUAAUGCAAUGAAGAAAAACAAACACAUCAAAACCUUCAGUUUAGCAAACGUGGGUGCAGAUGAAAACGUAGCAUUUGCCUUGGCUAACAUGUUGCGUGAAAAUAGGAGUAUUACCACACUCAACAUUGAGUCCAAUUUCAUCACAGGCAAAGGAAUUGUAGCCAUCAUGAGGUGUCUUCAGUUUAACGAGACACUAACCGAGCUUCGGUUUCACAAUCAAAGGCACAUGUUGGGCCACCAUGCCGAAAUGGAAAUAGCCCGGCUUUUGAAGGCAAACAACACUCUCCUGAAGAUGGGCUACCAUUUUGAGCUUCCAGGUCCCAGAAUGGUGGUAACCAAUCUGCUCACCAGGAAUCAAGAUAAACAAAGGCAGAAAAGGCAAGAAGAACAAAAACAGCAGCAACUCAAAGAGCAGCGAAGGUUAAUAGCGAUGUUGGAGAAUGGGUUGGGGCUACCACCUGGAAUGUGGGAGAUGUUGGGAGGGCCAAUGCCAGAUUCCAGAAUGCAGGAGUUCCUCCAACCUCCUCCUCAUCCUCCCAACCCUCAGCCAGUCCCCUUCGGUCGGCGCCAUGAAGUGAUGAAGAAGCCAUCGCAGCCUCUUCAGCACAGAACAGACCCUGACUCCUUCCGGACAGUGAAACUGAAGAGGACCCAGCGUAAAUCUCGGAUGCCGGAAGCCAAAGAAGCACCCGAGAAAACCAACCUCAAAGAUGUAAUCAAAACACUGAAACCAGUGCCGAGAAAUAGACCACCCCCAUUGGUGGAAAUCACUCCCAGAGAUCAGCUCUUAAACGACAUUCGUCAAAGCAACGUCGCCUAUCUUAAACCUGUGCAACUGCCUAAAGAACUGGAGUAAGAGGUGACAGAAUACUCUAGAAGAACAAGGAAUUGAAAUAAUGACUUUUGGAUUACAGCUUGGAGACUCUAUCAGCCCCAUACAUCUGGAUCAGGUGGUGGAACUGGGAACAAUGCUCACUUCUGACAGGAGUAUUUUGCAAAAGGCAGAAUGCUCGGCCCAUGACAAAACACAGGCUGAAAAAGAAGGAGGAAGGGGAUAAAAUAUUAACAUUCAGAGUCAAUAUUUUCUACUUCCAAUCAGUUUGAGUGACUUAGGUGAAAUUUAGAGUAAUGUUUUCAGCACAUAAGUUUAAAAAAAUGUUUUUUGUAAAUGUUUGCUUUAUUAUUGUUUUAUUCUGCUAAAUAAUA
This is a messenger RNA of Hipposideros armiger (great roundleaf bat), 2278 nucleotides long. RefSeq names its product leiomodin 3 (gene LMOD3). Gene Ontology annotation, biological process: muscle contraction; pointed-end actin filament capping; actin filament organization. Gene Ontology annotation, cellular component: striated muscle thin filament; cytoskeleton; myofibril. The coding region runs from base 192 to 1928 and encodes 578 amino acids. Lineage: Eukaryota; Metazoa; Chordata; Mammalia; Chiroptera; Hipposideridae. Gene Ontology annotation, molecular function: actin binding; tropomyosin binding. The record is from RefSeq and is a predicted model, not a curated record. The transcript is spliced from 3 exons.